UGAAAGAUGAGCAAGGAAACAAGAAUGGCGGAAGAAGUAAAGCUGUUGAAGACAUGGUCAUCCCCUUUUGGUUUAAGGAUCGUUUGGGCAUUGAAGCUCAAAGGCAUAGAAUACGAAUCAAUAGACGAAGAUCUCUCCAACAAGAGCCCUUUGCUUCUUCACUCCAAUCCCAUCUACAAAAAAAUCCCGGUUCUCAUCCACAACGGAAAACCCAUCUCUGAAUCAGUCGUCAUUCUCGAAUACAUCGAUCAAACAUGGACCCAAAAUCCCAUACUACCCCAACAUCCUUUCGAGAAAGCCAGACAAAGAUUCUGGGCAAAGUUUAACGACAACAAGCUUAUACCGUCAGUGUGGAGUGUUUUCGUUAACGAGGGAAAAGAGAAAGAGGAAGCGUUGCUGGAGAACCUGAAACUUGUGGAAGAAGAGCUGAAGGGAAAGAGAUUCUUCGGGGGAGAUAAGAUAGGAUUAGUGGAUCUUGUUUUCGGUUGGCUUGCGAACUUGAUGGGUGUUUUCGAAGAGGUGACUGGUUUGAAACUGAUUGACGAUAGAUUUCCAUUGUUAUCUGCUUGGAUUCUGGAAUUUUCAGAAAUCCCGAUUAUCAAAGAUAAUUGGCCAUCUCACGACAAGCUCGUCGUCAAGUACCGAGCACUUCAUCAGAAAUUUCAUCCUCUAAAAUGAAGGGUUUCCAUGGAUUUGUUCCCAUUGAAACUUAUGUUAUCGUAUGGAUAAUAAACUCAAACUGUUUUCUUUACAAAAUUUGCAAAUAAACAGCAAUCA
Hibiscus syriacus is the source of this 777-nucleotide messenger RNA. RefSeq names its product probable glutathione S-transferase. The transcript has 2 exons. Gene Ontology annotation, cellular component: cytoplasm. Gene Ontology annotation, biological process: glutathione metabolic process. NCBI's taxonomy places the organism in Eukaryota, Viridiplantae, Streptophyta, Magnoliopsida, Malvales, Malvaceae. Gene Ontology annotation, molecular function: glutathione transferase activity. Bases 7 to 678 code for a protein of 223 amino acids. The record is from RefSeq and is a predicted model, not a curated record.